GCCCAGGAAUCAAGAUACGACAAAGCCCACGCCAAAAAUCCGAAACCCUGAAACAAAAUCCAGUUAAACGAGACAGAGAAGACUGGCCAACAUGCCGAAGGCUAGCACGAAGUUGAAGAGAGACAAGAUUACCUCAUACCGUCUCUCCGAAAAGGUUGUCCAAGAGUAUCUGGAAUCGUUGUUUGGACCGUACGAUUUUCAACUUCAUCAUAAAUCAGAUCAUUGGAUCUUUUACAUUCCGCGGAAAUUGACAGUUGUUGAGUUUGAGGAGCUUGACGGAAAGAGAGAGCAGCAGGAGUGAACAUUCGGUACGAGAGUCAGAAUUUGUUGGUGGGUUUCUGGGUUUCUGGGGGCUUAGUCAGGGCAUUGGGCCGGGACGCUAGCGGGGUUUGGUGGCCUGGGACGGGCUGAGCAGCCUACAUUGGAUUUGUCGAACGCUUUGUAGCAUGGUUUACGUCACAUGAUUAAUGAAUUCUUUAAAUGCCUUAAAGAUAGAAUAUAUUUGUGUACUGGGG
Messenger RNA from Hyaloscypha bicolor E, 515 nucleotides. RefSeq lists its product as uncharacterized. The transcript has 3 exons. NCBI's taxonomy places the organism in Eukaryota, Fungi, Ascomycota, Leotiomycetes, Helotiales, Hyaloscyphaceae. Bases 92 to 301 code for a protein of 69 amino acids. The record is from RefSeq and is a predicted model, not a curated record.